Messenger RNA from Dibothriocephalus latus, 897 nucleotides. The record is from the annotation of a GenBank genome assembly. Lineage: Eukaryota; Metazoa; Platyhelminthes; Cestoda; Diphyllobothriidea; Diphyllobothriidae.
CCUCCAAAAAAUAAAAAGGGAAAGAAGGGAACUGUCAUCCAUGGCGUCUGCACUACAGACAUGACGAAGGAGGAAAUUGAGAAGUUUGUCAUCCUUCUUCGUGAAGAAUUAGACAAAGAACGAACUGAAAGAAACAUGCUUUCCUUGGAAAGAGACAAAUUGACUACUUUUUGGCAGCUAACCAAGCGACAAUGUGAGGAGGCUCGAGCAAUGCUACGGAAAAAAGAACGUGAACUGGAGGACGCAGAAGAGAGACAUCAAAUGGAAAUGCGCAUCUACCGCCAAAAAGUGAAGCAUAUGCUGUUUGAACAGAACUCUAAAGAGGCAGACUUAAAGAAGGAGACAUCUAUCACUUUGAAUGCAAUGAGUGAUGAGAUGCGCAUAGAAGUCAGGGCAUUGCAAAAUGAGAACUACACCUUAAAAGCACAAUUACGGUACAGACAACUGGAGUCAGAAGAAGCUAUCAAAAUGCUCAAAAGGCAACACGAGACUGAAAGUGAGGAAAUGGAGCAGCGGCAUGCCAAACAAGCAGCCAUGCUGCGGGAGGAGCUGGAAACUAAGCGACGCAGUGAAAUUCAUGCCACCGAGGAACGCAAAAAUAUGCACAUAAAGCAACUAGAAGUUUGCCACGACAAAGCCUUUACAGGCAUGAAGAGUUACUACAAUGAUGUGACGUUGGGCAACGUGAACGUCAUCAAGACACUGCGUGACAACAUAGAGGAGUUGAGGUCAAACCUAAUACGGACCCAGAAGAAGCUCGAUGCGAGCGCGGCGGAGACAGAAAUGCAUAGAGAAAAGUUGAGACAAAUGGAGUCACAGAACAAGAAUCUCUUAAAAAUUGCACUUCAGUACGACACGGAGAAAGCUGCACAUUCUGUACGUCGAUCUAUAAUUUGA